AUGAAAUCAUUAUUUUGUAGUGUAAUAAAUAAUAAUGGUAGAAAAUUAAAAAUACAUAUUGCCAUUUGUUUGUUUCUGCUGUACCUAAUAAACAUACCAUUUUGCAAGACAAAGAAAAGGAAACAUUUUAAUUCAAUCGAUAGAAAUUUGUUUGUAGAUGUAAAAAAGGGAUAUAACUAUUAUUUUGAUAAUAAAAAAAAUAAUUAUUUUUCAAAAAAAUGCAAAAAUUAUCACAAAAUAAAAGAAGUUAAAAAUGUCAAUAUACAAUGUAAAGAGGUGGAUGAAGAAAAUAAAUUGCAAGGUGAGGAAAAAGAAAAUAAAGAAUUGUUUUCUAGCAUACCUCAAAUUAACCAAAAAAUUGUCGACUUUUUAGAAACAAAAGGAAUAAAAUAUAUGACAAAAAUACAAUCAAAAAGCUUUAUGCCAAUAUAUGAAGGUAAUGAUAUAAUAGGAAGAUCAGAAACGGGUUCUGGAAAAACUUUAGCAUUUGCUCUCCCAUUAGUUGAAAAAUUAUAUAAAAAUAUGGAAUCCAAAAAAAAAAUAAUAAAAAAUAAAUCAAACGAAAUAAAUUCUAUACAGCAUUUAUCUGAAGGACAUAAAAAUGAAAAUACAGAUAGCAUGGAUAAAUAUCCAUACAUUUUGGUUUUAGAACCCACUCGAGAAUUAUCAAAACAAGUAGAAACUACAUUUAAGGAAAUUAGUCAAUUCUACAAUUUUAAUAUUAUGUCUAUAUAUGGAGGGGAGAGCUAUACAUAUCAAGAAAAUAAAUUGCGAAAAGGAAUCCAAAUAUUAACAGGCACACCUGGACGUAUAAUUGAUCAUAUAGAAAAAAAAAAUUUGUCAUUAAAAAAUAUAAAAUAUGUUGUAUUAGAUGAAGCAGAUGAAAUGCUAAAUUUAGGUUUUACACAUGAUAUUGAAAGAAUAUUAAGUUAUAUAAAUAUCAAAGAUGCACAAGUACUUUUAUAUUCUGCUACUACUCCAUCAUGGAUUAAAGAUAUUAGUUCUAAAUAUUUAAAGAACCCGAUAUAUAUAGAUGUAAUAAAUACUAUUAAUAAAACAUCUAAAACUAUACAACAUAUAGCAAUAAAAACACCUUAUGAUAUAAAAGAAAAAGCAAUGCUUUUAGAAGAUAUUAUUUUAGUAAAAUCAAAUGGAGGGCAAGUUAUUAUUUUUACUCGAACAAAAUUAGAAGCUGAUAUUUUAUGCUCAGAAGGAUCAUUUAAUUAUUUAACCUUUUCAGUUUUACAUGGUAAUAUAGCACAAUCGACUAGAGAGCAUACAAUGCAAAGAUUUAGAAGUGGAAUGUUUCAGGUAUUAAUUGCAACAGAUAUUGCAGCCAGAGGGUUAGAUAUAUCGAAUGUAGAUUUAGUUAUACAAUGUUAUCCACCAACAUACCCAGCUAUUUAUAUACAUAGAUCGGGAAGAACUGGAAGGGCUAAUAAAAAAGGAAUGUCUAUUGUUUUAUUUUCAAAUGAAGAUAAAAAUGAUGUAAUAAAAAUAGAAAAAAAUUGUGGUAUUAAGUUUACUACAGAAUCAUUACCAAAUAAUGAACAAGUUUUUCAUUCUGUUUCUAAAAUAACUUUAAAAAAAAUUGAAAAUGUAAACACUGAAGUUUUACCAUUCUUUCAUAAAAGCGCAAAUGAAUUAAUUGAAAAAUCCAAUUUGUUAAAUAUUAAUCAAAUAGAUUUAAUAUCAAGAUGUCUAGCUAUUAUUUCAAAAAAAGAAUAUAUAAAAAAAAGAUCAUUAAUUAGCGGAUUAUCGGAUACUAUUACUUUAACAUUUUUAAAUAAAAAAAGAAAAUGGAAAAAUAUAUAUGAUGCUAUUUAUUGGAUUAAUAAAAUAUCUAAUGAGUUAAAUAUUAAUGUAUUUAAUAAAAUUUUACAAAUUAAAAUAAAUAAUAAAGAUCAAGAAUUUUCUUAUUUUGAUCUUAAUCAAAAACUAGCUGAAAGCUUAGUUCAAAAUUUUAAUAAUAUGGCAAAAAUAGAAAAUAAACAAACAUUUGAUUUAUCUAUUGCUCAAACUAUUCCUCCUCAAUCUGAAUUAUCUUCAGAUUCGUAUCGAACUAAUACUUAUUCACAAAAAAAAAGAAAUUAUUCAUACAAAAAACGUCCAUCUUACUACUAA
Messenger RNA from Plasmodium berghei ANKA, 2124 nucleotides. RefSeq names its product ATP-dependent helicase, putative. Bases 1 to 2124 code for a protein of 707 amino acids. The transcript has a single exon. NCBI's taxonomy places the organism in Eukaryota, Apicomplexa, Aconoidasida, Haemosporida, Plasmodiidae. Gene Ontology annotation, molecular function: RNA binding; ATP binding; helicase activity. The record is from RefSeq and is a predicted model, not a curated record.